Arabidopsis lyrata subsp. lyrata is the source of this 1594-nucleotide messenger RNA. Its product is annotated as putative F-box protein At3g44060. The transcript is spliced from 3 exons. The record is from RefSeq and is a predicted model, not a curated record. The coding region runs from base 118 to 1440 and encodes 440 amino acids. NCBI's taxonomy places the organism in Eukaryota, Viridiplantae, Streptophyta, Magnoliopsida, Brassicales, Brassicaceae. Gene Ontology annotation, molecular function: protein binding.
CAACACUUAGGGUUUUUGUAUCUAUCUACGGAGAGAAAGCUUGAAAGUUGAAACUUCAAUUAGGGUUUAAAUUGAACCUCUAAAAGCUUUCACCUUUAGCUUGUAUAGUCUGUCUCUAUGGAUUGCGUGGCUUCGAUGGAUUGUCUUCCAGAUGAUCUCCUUGUCCAUAUCUUAUCCUUCCUUCCCACGAAACAAGCUGUUUCAACCUCUCUUCUCUCAAAGAGGUGGAGGACUCUGUUUACUCUCAGUGAUAAUCUUGACUUUGACGAUCCCAUCUCCGAGCGCCCCGAAGAUAUCCGAAAGAGUUUCAAUGAUUUUGUAGACAGUUCAUUGGCUUUCCAAGGCGGUAAACAUAUAAAGAAGUUCUCACUUAAACAUACUGAAAUAUAUGAAGAAGAAGAACAUAACGUUGACCGAUGGAUAUGUAAGGCCCUGGAACACGGUGUCUCUGAGCUCCAUCUACAUCUACACGUAAAGUCUAAAUUGUGGUGGGAGUUUUCUAUACCAUCCAAAGUCUUCACCAGCACAACACUAGUUAAGCUGUCACUGGGAACAGGACUAGACUGCCCAAGACUUCCUCCGGAUACAUCUCUCCCAGCACUAAAGGUUCUCCUCCUUGAUUCAAUCUUCUGGUUUAGGCAUGAUCAAUUAUCUAAUGUGCUUCUCGCUGCAUGCCCUGCACUUGAGGACUUAACCAUACAUUACGAGUAUUAUCCAGGACAUUCAUACGUCAUAUCCAGCAAAAGCAUUAAGAAACUCUCAGUUACCAUUAAUAGUAGUUAUUAUGUUGAUCAAUCUAGCAUUCUUACACUUGACACACCUAAUGUUGCCGACCUCUACUACUCUGAUUAUCCUCGGCGUAAAUCUCCACGUUGUCAAUUGGAUUCAGUUGCAAAAGCUACAUUGAACCUUCAUUUCUUAAAAGAUUAUCGCCAGGUGAAAAGUGACGCGGAUGUGACCGAUCUCAUCAGUGGGAUACGUAACGUCAAGACCCUUCACUUGACUAUUCCGACUGUCAAAGUGAUUUUGGUAUGCUGCAAAGAUGAAUUACCCGUGUUCAACAACCUCGUUGAUUUAGUGUUUUCGAGUAAAAGACAAGGUUGGAAAGUGCUUCUGCCUCUUCUGCUAGAGCGUUCUCCAAACCUAAAAAAUCUUAUUCUCUCGGGUCUGGAUAGUUUCACAUCUAUAGGGCAUCAGUUUGUGGGGAUUCCAAUUCCCUUGAAUAACCAAAUAAAGAUUCUGCGUAUCAUGCAGUAUCAAGGAAGUGAAACAGAGCUGAAACACAUAAGCCAUUUCUUACUGAAUAUGGAGUGUCUUGAAGUUGUGGAAGUUAACGUUGCACCUACACUGUAUGACCCCAAAAAAGUGCGGCUCACAGAGGAUCUGUUGAAGCUUCCCACAGCUUCAUCUUCAUCCAAGCUCAAGAUACAAGUCCUGUGAUUAUCAUCAUCCAAGCUUAUUAGUUACCAUGUUUGUGUUUGGUUAGUUGUGAUUCCUUUACCCUCAUGAUACAUAUAUCUUAUGCUGUGAAUGAGAAAUCUACUCCUCUCUUAGGAGUGAUUUUGAGAUCUCACUUAGAUUCCAUAAUAAAAUA